Messenger RNA from Panthera uncia (snow leopard), 1591 nucleotides. RefSeq lists its product as uncharacterized. NCBI's taxonomy places the organism in Eukaryota, Metazoa, Chordata, Mammalia, Carnivora, Felidae. The record is from RefSeq and is a predicted model, not a curated record. The transcript has 5 exons. Bases 1 to 978 code for a protein of 325 amino acids.
AUGCCGCCGCCGCAGCCGCCGCGGUGGCUGCCGCUGCCCCAGCCUCGCAGCCAAUCGCUGCGCGCCGCCGGCCCCGAGCCCCGCGCCCAUUGGCGGGCCGCCGUGGCAACCCCUGAAUUGGACCGCAGCCGGAGGGCGGGGCCAGCUCUGGGCGGGCCUGGGCAGAAGAGAGGCUGGCGGCCGGGGCUCUGGGUGGUGACCAGGGUCCCCAGAGCGAAACCUUGGGUGUCCACCGGAUUAAUCGCCUACCCUGGAGUCGAGCCCGGGAGCGCGACUGAAGAAGGGGAGGAGCGGACUUCCUCCUCUCUGCCCCUAGGGAUCCUUUGGAAGCCGUGGAUCUCUCGCAGGGGCUUCGAGCUCGAACCCGUGGCCCCAAACAGGUCAAGCCAGUCCCAGAGCCCAGGUCCCCAAGAUCAGCUGAGGAGCAGAGAGAAGCUCCCUCGAAGGGACCUGCGGUGGCCCCGGGUGUGUAGGAGGGAGUGGAAGCACGGAGCUGGGCUUUGCUGGCUCUUGGCCUGCAAGGUCUUACCAACCUCCCACCCCGUGUCUCAGUUUUUCCCUCUCGAGUUCCAGUACGGCUGGGAAGGCAGCCGCAGGACAGGAGCUUCUCGUGGCUGCUCUCGCACACCUCUGCUACCGGGGGAGCGGGUCCUCGAGUGUCUGCAGCUCUCCACUCGCGCACACGCUCGUGUGCCCCGGGAACCUCGCCCCGCCCCACCUUCGCGAGUCCCCGGGCUCAGUCAGCUCCUGCUCCCUCUCACCGCCAGCGCCGCCCCAAAAGGCUGUAGGUGCCCGGGUGCAGAGCGCCGCGGGAGCGCUGGGCGCUGGAGCGAGGUGGGGCGGAGAGGGCGUCGAGCAUUAGACGUCCGGAAAGCACUUCCCCACCUCUGGGAAGGUGGACACGGCGGCGGGACCAAGAAGCUGUGCCUGCACCUCCUGGAGGAAGAGGAAGGUUCAGCAGUUUUUACUGUACCCUGAAGGCCCCAGAAAGAACCAGAUGUGAUGAGUGGGCACAGGUCCGUCUGUUACCCUCCCUGGGCCUUGACUAUCUAACCAUCGAAGGCCAAAGGUACCUGCCUCGCUGCCUCAUUCGUAUGGGUCAACGAGACGGACGCAGAGGGUUUUGCAAACUGCCCAGACUUUCCAGAGCCAGGGCUGGGGCUGCCAAAAAGGCCACCUGUGCUUCACCACACUCCAUCCUCCCUCCUCACUGCCCCCCCCCCCCCCCCCAGACCCGGCUCCACUGGCCCAGUCCUCAGACUUCCUGGCCAACACUGAGCAGGCUCUAGCCAGAAAAGGGCCAGCUGACCUUGUUGGCCAGAGCCCUAAUCCCCUCCAGAUGGGCCGAGGUGGCUUGCACCACCAAAAGCUGCCCAGCCAAAGCUGACCCUGGUCCCACUGAGCAUGUGUGGCUGUGUGUGACCAUGUGCAGACCUUGCAGUGACAGUCCGGUCUCCCACUCCUCCCCACUGCUGACAUCCGCACAAACAGUGGUCCCACUCCAGUCUCGCCUCCAACAGCCUCUUCUGGCUGUCUGUACUGGGUGGCUCUGGGGCUGCGACAGUGCCCAGGCUCGGCAGACCCCUGAAGG